AUGUUUUUAGUACUUUAUUUGAAUUUCAAAAUAUUUUGUUCAUGUUUGCAGCUUUUACCUGUAAUUUCAUGGGCAGAUCAGAUUGUCAUUCGUACCAAUUACGGAGCUGUUAGUGGAAAACAGAAAUAUGUACAUGGAAAGAAUGUUUAUCAAUUUUUGGGAAUACCUUUCGCCAAACCGCCCAUAGGUGAUCUGCGUUUCCAGUAUCCCAAACCGCCAGAUCCUUGGAGUCAUAUACUGGAUGCGACAAAGCCGCCCAAGACCUGCAUGCAACCCUUGCCUGAAUAUCGUGAAUUUACUGAUGCUACGACACGUGUCUGGUUGAAUACAACAGAAAUGAGUGAAGACUGCCUUUAUUUAAAUAUUUGGACAAGAGCCAACAGUAACAAUUUUACACAUGAUGAUUUGGAUGCUGCUACGUUAGCUGCUGGUGAAUACAAUCCCCUGAUGCUUGAAAGUAGUGCUGUGUUUGGACCAAAAGGUGGACGACCUGUUAUGGUAUGGAUACAUGGGGGAAGUUUAAUACGUGGUUCUGCAUCACUGGAAAUGUAUAAUGGAGCAUUUUUAGCUGGGAAGAUGAACGUUGUAGUUGUUAGCAUACAAUAUCGAUUAGGUCCACUUGGCUUUUUAUAUUUGGGUGAUAAUGAAGUGCCUGGAAAUCAAGGAUUAAUGGAUCAAGUUGCAGCUUUUCAGUGGAUCCGUGAAAAUAUUGCCUAUUUCGGUGGAAAUCCACAACAAGUAACAAUUUUCGGUCAUUCUGGUGGUGUGAUCUGUGUUGCACUACACUUAAUCUCACCAAUGUCUAACAAUUUGUUUCAACAGGCAAUAUUACAAAGUGGUUCACCAUUAGCUUGGUGGGCAGUGGAAAGUUCACAUACUGCUUUGGAGAAAGCACGUUUACUAGCACACUUAAGUGGAUGUAAAGUUGUCUCUGGUGCAAAUGGUGGAAACUCAAGAGAUUUAGCGGAUUGUUUAAGAAGUGUAGAUUCAGAAACAUUGGUUGUCAAUCAAUGGCAUAUGCAUUUGUUACGUAAUGGAGAGAAUUCCUCACGAACUAUUCAGUUGAGAAGAUUGUAUCAAAAUAGAGCAAGUCAUCAUCUAUUAAGUACUGCUGGUUAUUAUUUCGAUGUUCCAUUUAAACCUGUCAUCACAGCACCAUUUCUACCUGAAUGGCCAUAUGAAGUAUUAGGUUCAGGUAAAUUGAAUAUUCGCCAUCGUAUCAUGUUGGGAGUUAAUAAAGAUGAAGGUAUUUAUCAUCUUGUCCAUGGCCUACGUAUGUAUUUUAUGUCACCUGGAUUAUGGCCACAGAUGCCAAGCGAAUUCCGUCAUGAUACAGCAAUAAUGGAUCCAUUGGAUUUAUUAGCAUUUUAUAUUAUGGAUGAAAAUUUUCUCCAGUCAAUUUUACUACAGGCUACGGUAUUUGAAUACCAGAUUCCCAGCCGGGCCCUAGGAACUGAUAGUUGGACAUCACUGGAGGUUGUCAAGGCGUUGAAUGAAGUUGGAGGGGAUUAUAAUAUAAAAUGUCCAGUUGUUGAAUUCGCUGAUUUUUAUUCACGUGGAACAAAUGCACAGGUAUUUCUUUAUUCAUUUGAACAUCGAACAUCAAGUUUAACAUGGCCUAAAUGGACUGGUGUUAUGCAAGGCUAUGAAGCUGAAUACAUUUUUGGUGCUCCAUUCAAUCAAGCAUUUACAGAUAAAUUUUAUAAUUUCACUAUUGAAGAAAAACGGCUGAGUGAAGAAAUGAUGCGAUUUUGGACAAAUUUUGCAUCAACAGGGUCUCCAAAUUUAAAUCCUGGGGAAUUCCAUACACGUAACAAAGAGCUCUACUGGGAUAGAUAUGAAACAUACUCACCACAAUCCGUAGCUAUUCUUAGUGCUGGGGCAUCACUGACGUCGAAUUCAGUAUCAGCGGUAGCAGCACCAGAGGGCACAUCUUCGUCUGAAACAUCUUCGUUAAAUUCACGAAUUGAUGAUUCACGUAAACAUAUGGUUUUUGCACUACCACGUUCAUAUAUGAGUAGAAAUCUACGCAGACAUCAUUGUAUGUUUUGGCGUGAACAGUUGCCAGUGAUGAGAGAAAAAAUUUUGUACAAUACGGCAUGUAGGUCUAGUCAGCAUACUGGGCAGCAAAGAGUGGAUAAUGUGAAAAGUUCUCAAGAAACUGUUGGCACACUGUAUCCAAAUAUCAUGAGACCUUUCAGUCAAAAGAAUCAGUCUACAACAAGUCAAGCAUUCAGUAAUUUACGUCAAAUAAACAUUAGGCUUUAUCUUGUUUUAUCUAGCUUGUCAGUUUUUUACUCAAGUAUACUACUAUUUUAA
Trichobilharzia szidati is the source of this 2319-nucleotide messenger RNA. Lineage: Eukaryota; Metazoa; Platyhelminthes; Trematoda; Strigeidida; Schistosomatidae. The record is from the annotation of a GenBank genome assembly.